AGCACUUCAGGCCAGGGAACAAGAAGCGUGCACAGUCUCGUCGUUUUGAGGAACAAGAAGAUAUCACCAGCAGCCCGGCAACCUCUCCGUUAGUCGGCAUCUUCAGCCGAGUUUGUCUACUUAGUGUGUGCUCGUGUUAUUUAUUGCGACGCACGGGGGCAGGACGAAGAACCUCGUCAUGACCAUUUGGCACCACGAUGUUGCAACCUCAACGGACGGCGCAAGAACCGUAAUCAGCACAGAAACAAAACUCGUGAGCUACUACCUUUCAGUUCGGGAUUCGUGAUGGGAGGUGGUGGAGCUCCAGCUCCUGCGCCUUCAUCUUCACCUUCCACGAAUGAACAGGAUGUACUAGUCGUGCCACGACCUGCGCCUGCACCUGGCGCAGAGUUCGCCGAGAAGCACGAACGCAUGCAGGUCCUGGUGGUGGAGGAAACACACGCAAAGGAGCACACGAGAGCGCGCGCGACCGACGUGUGCGAGGAACAAGUAGAACAUCAAGUAUCACUAUCAUCUGCUGUCGCGAGCGACGUUGAGGUCUCGGUGGACGACGUUUUGCGCAAGCGACGCCAGGAGCAAGGGCGAUGCUCUCCCUCCUCCGAGCGCUUCGGAUUCCGCUCUGUGUUGAGACACAGCUUAUGGGAUUCUCCAAUGCCGCAUUGUGUCUGCUGUUUACUAUACAUAAUUUUGUCAUGCAAGGCUAGCAUGCAUGAGCACGUUUUGCAUACAAAUUGAAAUUUGUAAUGGAUCUCCAUACUGUUUUUAAGUGUGUCGAGAACUUGCCAUCUUUGGAAGCAGCUUGAUAGUGUUGGAAAUUUGUUUGAAGAGCAAAAAAAAUUUUGCAUGACAAACUCAUGUAACUAUAGCUAGCAAUUGCAAUGUAAUGUUUGAGACCUCCAUACCGCUUUCACAAAACGUUUACCGUCGUCGCCAAUUUCUCCAACUCCGUUGAUAUGCCUUGAAAAUUAACCAUAUCAUCCAAUUUGUCAUACAAAACAUGGAUUGAAGUCGCCUUUCGUCAUGCAAAAAGUGGAUGGUUAAUUUUGAUUUUCAGUGCAUAGCACAAUGCACGUUUCUCCAGAAUUGGGCUCCCACCGUGUUCUUCCCACUUGUCGCCGCUAUGAUUUGGACCAUAAUACGGGGGUUAGGGCCGAGAGUGCUCUUUUUCCUCAGUGGAUCGUCUGCGGGGCGGACGUGCGCUCUCACGCCGGCGGCUUUUGAUGGUGUCGUGCAUUUGCAGACGCAAGGAGAAGUCGAGGCGAAUUAUGAAGCAGCUGGUGCCAUGUUGGAGGCCAUUGGUCCACCGCAGCUCCAGCUUCAAGCAGAAGUAGCGAAAAAUAUUACUGCAGCAACAUCUUCUUCUGGCUCUCCUGGCACAACAGCUGCGUCCUUUUCGGUGUUUAGCGAGUGUCGCCAGUACAAUUGGACGACCACGUCCACGAUCACGAACAGCUCAUCAACCCAGGUCGUUCAGUUCUUGUGUGGAGCCAGUUCUAUUCCGUCUUUCGGUCAGAUUCUUCUCCCGCCACCCCUGUUUUCCGCCUUCUGGGAUAUUGGAAUUGUGUACGGCUUCCACUUGCAUUUGCACAUGUUGGGCGCCCGCAUCACACACGCUCUUCCGCCCACGGGGGUGCCCGCCGUUUUGUUUUACGGGAGCUCCCUUGUCCUGUGCACGCUCGUCUCGGUCGCGCUUGGUUUCGCAGAUUAUGAACUCGUCCUUUCGGGGUGGACGCGGACUUCUGCGAUGAUCGGAUCCGUCGUACUCUUCCUCUCGACCUUUGUUUACGCUGCGGUCAUCGCGUUGCUCAACAUCCACAAACGCGAAAGUGAUCUGAAAACGACAAGCAAGAGAACGACCACUACACCAAAAGUAAAGAUGGAGGCGCUGGUACAAAUACAAUCUGCUAUACCUGUAUCACCAAGUAAAAAUCAGGAAGAACAAGAAGAAGAAGCAAAUGAGCAGCGGGUCGUAGGAAAAAAUAAAGCGAUAUUCAUAGCGUCGACUACGGAACAAGCCGGAGCCCACUCCGACGAAAGAAACAACAGCUAUCCGGUUCCGGAGGUUGUUGUCCCGCAAGGCGCGCACAAAAUAACAGGGUUUGCGAAUGCCUUUAUCGGCUCACACGGUACCGAUAAAACACAAACUGGCAGUGGUGAUACAAUCGCGAAUACAACGGACUCACACAGUUUCGAAAAGUUUGCGGGGACGAACAAUCAAACGGUGAGAAGCGAAGAGGGCGACGCAGGAGUUGUAGUCGCGAGCAAGAAUUGUUCUCAUUUAGAUGUAGAGACAUCGAAGAACGAGGACACAAAAACGCAAAUAAGCGACAAAGAAAUGAAGAGCAAGCCGAAACGACGCAACAUGUUCGUGACGCCGGCGUUGCGGGGUCUUUCCGUGUUUGUCAUGACUGGUGGACUGACGUUGUGCUUCGGUUCGGUCUUUUUCUUGACGAAUUCCAUCCUCGUCGAGUUUGUGCUGGAUCCGCUUGCGGCAAAUACGGCCAUCGCCCUGCCAGUUCGAUUGGCGAUCGAGCUUGCCAUCUCCCUCCUGGUGUUUCUCAUCUGGGUCCCCUUGGCGGCGCACUACUGGGGGAAAUCCGUCGCGAUUGCGAUCUUUGUACCGCUGCCCUACUGGAUUUCCGCCGAGGUCUACGAGGAGAGUCAGCAGCCGGGUAGUCAUUUUGCCGGCGAGGGUGAUGAUGCAAAGCGGGAACGCGAAAAGCAGCGCAAACGCCGCAUGAGGGAAACCUUCGAACAUAUUCCUUGAAAAUCAACCAUACCCAUCCAAUUUGUCACGUAAAACAUGAAGGAAGUUCUGUGUUUGUCAUGCAGAUGCAAAGAAAGAAUGGGGAUGGUCAAUUUUCAGGGAAUAGAACAGAUUAAGAUCGUCUACUUCUUUUCGACAGACUUGAUUCGCAUCACGCUCGGACGGGGUAUUUUGAUGCGGUACAGUGGGUAUUCGGUUUUGCUACUCCUUCUCACCGACUUCGUCUACCACAUGUGGCACUUUGGAUUUCGCCAGCGCGAGUCUCUGCUGCUUUUCAGUGUGGUCGCCGCAGCAAAAAAUCGCAACGUCCGGCGAAUGCAGUCGACGCGUUUUCCCGUCUGGUUUCGUGUGAUCGACCUGUGGACGCAGUUUCGCAACCGCGCCCCACUCUGGUUCACGAUAGGCUGGCAUGAGACCUGGGAUUUCGCGGAAAUGCUUAGUAUUCGGGAGACCGGGGAAGGGUUGAAGAAAACAACUGACGUAUCAUAUGUAAAAACGUCCCCACACCAGAGUCAAGUUGGGAACCUAGGAAGACAAAUCCACAAGUUUUGGGAGCCACGCAUAAGAAGUUGCAGUCCGUAGUGUAGUGCAUGUAAGCAAGGACCACCGCAUCACAAAUCCAUCUGCUUAUCCUGUUUACAGCAUUACAAAUUCUAGAACUCGAUUGGAAAUGCCACUCAUGGAGAUGCGCAUCACAAAUCUUCCUGUAAUCGCAAAUCUGCAUGAUAACUAUGGGGUGGGAAUGGUUUUACUCAGGAUAUGACGACGAUGCGCGGGUCCGGAAGGAAAGAACCGCGAAGACGUACAAGGAUCUGACUAUAUCCUGUGCAAAAGUAUCGUACUCGUAGUAAUUGCAAUCAUGCAAUACAAAUCUCCCUCUUAAGACAAAUCAGCAUUACAAAUUUCAUUUUUCAUGCUGAGGAAAUUUGUAAUGCAUUUAUACCACUGCGAUACUUUUGCAAUUCAUAGACGAUGUCUUUCAGCAACGUGCAGGUGAUUCUGAAGCGCGUUCCAAACCAUGUCUGGGACGAGAUGUUUCCCGAUGAUCUUUCCAUCGGACAGAUUACUUCUACCGUCGCCUGCUAUCCUAGGGAAAAUUUUCACCAGCACGAACUAACAUCCUCUUCUUCAGUUUGUAAAUGCAAUAGAAUCACAAUCAGAACCACCAGUGGUUUUACGCGUGCUUAUGAUGUAAUGCUAAUGUUAAUGUUGUCGUUCUGCAUUAUUACGCAUUGAUUGAGGUGACGGUGAAGAUUUUGUUCAGGAUACCAGGGGAAGGAGAAGUACUGAAGAAACUGAUCGAUCGUCGCGAAGGUCCCACUCUUCGGGCGCAAGUUUGACGGCCGGAACGCGCAGAUCAAACUCGGCGGCGAAGUUGACGAAAACAGGGAGUGACAAGUGGAACGCGAAGGCGGGUCGCGGAGGUCGACACCAUGAAAACUCGCGAAAUAAAAAAACACCUGGAGGUGUUGCGCAGAUCAUAGAUGCUGACCUGCGUGCAACGGUCGAUCAAAAGCAGGACAUGUUCCGAGAGACCGUCGAUACGCGCGCAACAAUGGAUUCGCAGUGCGAAAUUGUCGAUGUGCACGACGAGACCACGCGAGAUCGGUUCUCAUCGAGGAUGUCGGAGAACAAUACGCUCUUGCACUCGCCGGCACGAGUAUCAACUGCUCCUUCGGCCGUCUUCUCGUCAACAUCUCUGUCACUCACGGAACAUCAGAGAACGGAGGUUGUUCCCGCUACCGGCAGUGACGCAGCUGCUGCGCAGCUCCGUGGACGGUCGUGCUCCGGAGCAAGUGCGGCGACGGGCUCCAGCAAGCGGUUACGGCUUGGACGGUAG
Molecule: messenger RNA, 4607 nt
Organism: Amoebophrya sp. A120
Lineage: Eukaryota; Dinophyceae; Syndiniales; Amoebophryaceae
Source: the annotation of a GenBank genome assembly